Messenger RNA from Aphidius gifuensis, 486 nucleotides. RefSeq lists its product as uncharacterized. The coding region runs from base 1 to 486 and encodes 161 amino acids. Gene Ontology annotation, biological process: detection of chemical stimulus involved in sensory perception of smell; sensory perception of smell. Gene Ontology annotation, molecular function: odorant binding; olfactory receptor activity. The record is from RefSeq and is a predicted model, not a curated record. Lineage: Eukaryota; Metazoa; Arthropoda; Insecta; Hymenoptera; Braconidae. Gene Ontology annotation, cellular component: plasma membrane. The transcript has 4 exons.
AUGGAAAAUUUUAAUAAUAAUAAUGAUGAUAAUUAUCAUGCUUUUACUCGUGAAGUUGUCUUACGACAUGUCAAUCUAAUAUGUUAUUGUCAUAAACUUGAAAAAAUAUUUGGACCUUUUAUAUUGUGGUUUAUGAUAACAAAUGCUGUGAUUCUUGUUUCUGCAACAUAUAUGAUUGUUGAAUUGAGUCACUUGUUAUCAUUUGGUGAUACAAUACAAUUUUUUGUAUUUAUUUUAGUUAAAUUGUUACAAGCAUAUAUAUAUGGCUAUUUUGGAUCAUAUUUACAAGAAGAAAAAUAUAUUAUAUCAAUAUAUUUUUCAAAUUGGCUUGGAAAGAAAAAAUUUAUGUCAUCAAUUGUGAUGUUGUUACAAAAACCAUUGAUGCUUAAUAUUUGCAGUUUUUCAGUUUUAUCUGUUCAAUUAUUUUCUGCAACUCUCAAUACAACAAUAUCAUAUUAUUUUUUAUUGAAAACUCUUGACAACUGA